AUGCUUCAACAACUACUGGAACAAUCUCGCUACGAACAAUUCUGGGAAGAAUAUGAGAAAGAUGAAACGUAUCGCGAGUUGACUAGUGAUGCUGUUGGAUUUGAGAAUGCUAUUAGAAAAGUAAUUGCUACGGCAAUCGCCAUAUCUUAUCAAAGCAUCUCCGCAGACUUAUUACAGGCUUAUUUCAAUUUGGGUUCUGCUGCGGGUGAAGCAGAUGAAGAAUUUCUAGCGUUCAUCAAAUCGCUUGGAUGGACAGAAUCAAACAAUGUUGUACAUAUACCGGUGAAUAAAGAUAACGAGGCGAAACCCACUGUGAUACGAGAAAAUAUAAAAUUUGAGCAAUUAACUAAAGUUAUUGGUUACUCAAAUGAGUUAUGA
Messenger RNA from Ambispora leptoticha, 378 nucleotides. The record is from the annotation of a GenBank genome assembly. Lineage: Eukaryota; Fungi; Glomeromycota; Glomeromycetes; Archaeosporales; Ambisporaceae.